AUGUGGCUGGCCAUUCUGGGCCAGAACAACAGCUCUCUAGCUCUUGCCACGCAGUUGUUGGUUCCUAUAUGUGAACAAUGUAUCAACUCCACCAUCGAACGUUGCAGUACCUUUGGAACUACUAUCCUGUUGCCUUUGAAUAUUAAUCCAUCUUGGGUAAUGAGUUCGUCGCGAAAAUGGAAAAAUGGAGUCAUCUCCUUAGGUAGAUAUUUCUUGUCUUUUGGCCAUCUGUUCAUUAUCGUGUGCUUCAGUAGCAUGGACAGUUCGUCCUCCGUUCACCGUUGGAGCUGCUGCAAGCGUUCCUCAGUGACGGCGAUCAACUGUGUUGCAUGGACAAAGUCCGGGUCUUCUUCCUUUCCGGGCGUGUCUGACAGGUGCGCUCUUGACAGUGUGUCCGCAAUAUGCAUCUGGGAUCCUGGCCGGGAGACAGUCACCAGGUCAUACUUCUGCAGACGAAUAAGCAUACUUUGCAGGCGGCGUGGAACAACAUGGAGCGGCUUGCGGGCGAUCGACACUAGGGGCUUGUGGUCGGUAAAGGCGGUGGAUUUGCAGUCAAAC
Molecule: messenger RNA, 558 nt
Organism: Dicrocoelium dendriticum
Lineage: Eukaryota; Metazoa; Platyhelminthes; Trematoda; Plagiorchiida; Dicrocoeliidae
Source: the annotation of a GenBank genome assembly